Nicotiana attenuata is the source of this 1443-nucleotide messenger RNA. RefSeq lists its product as uncharacterized. Lineage: Eukaryota; Viridiplantae; Streptophyta; Magnoliopsida; Solanales; Solanaceae. The transcript has 2 exons. The record is from RefSeq and is a predicted model, not a curated record. The coding region runs from base 1 to 1443 and encodes 480 amino acids.
AUGGCUAAUAAUAAUGAGGAGAAUCAGACAGUUUCUGAUAGUGGAGUGCAGGGUAAUAAAGAAAAUGCUAAGAAUAAUGCUCCCUUGAAAAUUCUUUCAAGUGGUAGAAUUGUGGGCAAUGUAGGUGCACAAUGGAAAGAGGUGGGGGACAAACGUGUUCAAGGCAAAGGCAAACAGGUUGAAGAAGUAACCAAGACUGGGCAAGAAAUUGUUCCAGGUGAGAAACAAAAUAUAGGUGUGCCUCGGCAGGUGCAAACAAAUAAUAAAUUCGAUGUUUUGGAGAUUGAUAACAGUGAAGAUAAUACAAAUAAUCAGCUGGCUUUGGUAGAGGAACAAACUGAUCAAACUAAUAUGCCCAAGCCAAAGGAUCAUGGUAAGUUGAAUCUUGCAGCAGCAAAUUUUAUUUCCAAGUACCCUGGGACUGAUAAGGGAGGAAAAGAAGGAAAAAAGAAAUUACAUGUGACGCCAGCUGCUAGUUCUACUCCGGGAGUGACCAACAAACAAAGAAAUAGAGAAGAUACAGGAAUGCAAGAGGUACCUACUCAAGAUACUAGAGUGGAUGCAAAUUUAGCUAACAAUGUGGAUAAUGAUAACAUUGUGGACACAGAGUUUGAAAUAUUCCAAAGCAAUGAAAAAGUUAAGUGGACUAGAGGUAGAUUAUGGGAAGAUCAAACAGAAGAAGAUGAAGAGGAGGGAGAGAUCCCAGAUGGAAUACAAAGUGAGGAGGAAAUUGGAGGGGAUUCAGUGGAGGAUGAGGAUCAAACUGUAAAUGGUAAAGCUAAGGGUACAGGAACUUCUGUAGAUCAGAGCUUAAACAACAAGGAAAUUCAUGCCAAUGAUCAGCAAAACAGCAACAGGAAUCAGAAUAACAAGGAAGGUCAUAAGUCUGAAGCAUGUCUCAAGGAACAGGAAAAUAUCAAAGGGAAUCAGCACAGGCAUAAGGACAUUUCUGCUGAAUCAGUAGAAGUUCAAGAGGGGAACACUGAUAAUAUUGAUCCAGGAGGGACUGUACAAACUGCAGGUGUUAGUAAUGUAAAUGCCAAUACUAAGGAGGCUGAAAUAGCAAAUGACAAGAAAAAACGAAAAUUGCAGGAGUCAAAUGGAAUUACUGUUCUAUUGAAUUCUGCACAGCUGCAGACCAGUAACAUGCAGAGUGACCAAGAUGUUCUCCCCAUUUCACAAGCUAAUAUUGUGGUGCCACAAAGGACUAUGGAGGUAGAGGAGCAGCUAGGUCAUGCAAAGAAAACAGGAAGGGACAUGGAUGAGGAAUCAUCUAUCCAAAACAUCCUCAAUGUUGCCAAGCAAGGGGAUCUUUCACCUAGGCAUAUUGAACAGGUCAAAUCUGCAGCCAAAGGUAGAAGAAAACAAACAAAAGAGACUUCAAAUGCAACAGUAGGAGGAGUUCAAACCAGGAGAACACUUUCCAAAAAUCAAAAUCACUAA